AUACUCCACAAAUUAAGAUAUUUUUUAACACUAAUUGAUUAAUUCAUCUUAUAGAAAUACUUCGCAAAACGCCCGGCAAUUAAUUAGCUUUUUUAGUUUUCAUCCCGGACUUGCAAGAAUCAUUACCAAAAAUUAAUCUACAGAAGUUGCGAAAUCAUCAUAAUCAUCUUAUGAUUUACAUCGCCAUAAUCCCUGUGACCGAACUGUAGAUUCACAAUUUCCCAUCCCACCCUAAACCACGCUAAUCAUUUUCUCAGGGAAAAAAAAAACAACAAAGGACCAAAGUCAUUAACGCUCAAACAACCAAAAAAAAAAAAAAAACAGAGGAGAAAAGCAAAUCCAUCUCAUUCCAUUCCAUUCCAGCAACAGGAAAUCUUCCGCAGUCACUGGUGCGAAAUGAAGAAAGAAGCAAAGAGAGAGAUGAGCAUAGGUGACUCGGCAGAAUUGGAAGAGAACCUUCCACUCAAAGACCGCCUCAAAGCGUUCAAGAGUUCCAGCUUCGAUCCUGACGCUUAUUUCACCACACGAUGUCAGACCAUGAAUGAGAAGGAAAUUCGUCACCUCUGUUCCUAUCUUAUAGAGCUCAAGAAAGCCUCCGCCGAGGAGAUGCGGAAGAGCGUUUACGCCAAUUACGCCGCCUUCAUCCGCACGUCAAGAGAGAUCACGGAUUUGGAAGGGCAGCUUCUCUCGAUGAGGAAUCUAUUGUCGAAUCAGGGAGGUCUGGUUCACGCAUUGAACGAGCAGGUCCGCAUCGAUUCGUUGUGGGUAGGCACCGAUCAAACCCUAAAGGAGGAUCUCUCUCAGAUAGACAAGAUGGAGCUUUCCAAAACAGAGGAAUGGCUGAUGGAAUUCUCAAACACGUUGGACGUUUUGCUCGCCGAGAGGAGAAUGGACGAGGUCAUGAAUGCACUGCUCAAGGGAGAAAUGCUAGUUGAAGAUGCCAGCGACACCCCGGAGACGAACCCUAAAUUUCUCGUGGCGAUGCAGGCUUCGAUCACGGAGCAAAGGAUGAGGUUCGCUGAUCAACUUGCGGAGACAAUCAGCCAGCCAUCUACUCGGAGAUCGGAGCUUCGGUCCGCUGUUCAAGCUCUCAAGAGGCUCGGGGAUGGCCCUCGUGCUCACACGUUGCUUCUUCAGUACCACCAGAAGAAGUUGCAGUCUUCCAUGAGGAACAUUCGCUCCUGCAACAGCUCGCAUGGAGGCGGAGGAACUUAUGCGACCGUGCUUUCGCAGUUUGUUUUCUCCACGAUAGCUCGGGCAGCUAGUGAUUGCAUGUCUGUGUUUGGGGAUGAGCCUGCUUAUACAUCUGAGCUUGUGACUUGGGCUGUCAAGCAAACCGAGGCGUUUGCUCUUCUUCUCAAGAGGCAUGUUCUGGCUUCCUCUGCUGCUACCGGUGGUCUUCGAGUUGCUGCGGAUUGUUUGCAAGUGUGUUUGGGACAUUGUUCGUUGCUUGAAGCUCAGGGACUUGCACUUUCUCCUGUUCUGUUGAGAAUCUUUAGGUCGAGCGUCGAGCAGGCAUUCCAUUCGAAUUUGAAGAAGAUUGAGCAUAGCACUACUGCAUUGGCUGUUUCGGAUGAUUGGGUGUUAUCCUUUUCACCUGCGAAUGGAAAGUCUAUGUCUUCUUCCGCUGCUAGUAACUCGGUUGGAUCACAACCUAAGCUCUCAUCCAGUGCCAACAAAUUCAACUCAAUGGCUCAGGAAUUCCUGGAGGACAUAGUGCCUUUGGAGUGCCUUCAUUUGGAUGGACCGGCAUUGGAAGGCGUUCAACGCGCCUUCAACUCGUACGUCGAUUUGUUAAUCCAAGCAUUGCCAGGUUCGACGGAGACUGAAGAUCACUUGGAAGGUUGUGGCAGGAUUGUUCAGCCAGCAGAGACUGAAAUCCAACAGUUUGCAUUACUAGCAAAUGCGUCAUUGUUGGCAGAUGAACUACUACCACGUGCUGCCAUGAAGCUUCUGUCAUCCUCCAACAACAAAGUGGAUGAACAACAACAACAACAAUCCAAGAGGGGAUCCGAAAGGCCAUCUCAUCUCCCAGAGCAAAGGGAAUGGAAGAGGAAGCUUCAACGCUCCGUCGAUCGAUUAAGAGAUAGCUUCUGCAGAUUACACGCACUGGAGCUUAUAUUUACAGACGAAGGUGACACCAAUCUGAAUGCACACAUCUACACUAGUAUGGAUGAUCACACUGAAGAGCCAGAAUGGUUUCCAUCUCCAAUUUUUCAGCUUGUGUUCACAAAAAUUACUACGUUGGCAAGCAUAGCAACAGAUGUAUUUGUGGGUAGGGAAAGGUUUGCAACUGUUCUAUUGAUGAGACUCAUGGAGACUAUAAUCCUUUGGCUCUCUGAUGAUCAAGCAUUUUGGGAAGAGAUUGAGCAGGGAGCCAAACCUUUAGGACCUUUCGGCCUUCAACAGUUAUAUUUGGACAUGGAGUUUGUGUUGAUCUUUGCAUCCCAAGGUCGUUACUUAUCCAGAAGUCUACACCAAGUCAUUAAGGACAUCAUAGCAAGAGCAAUCGAUGCUGCUGCUGCUACCGGUGUCGAUCCAUACAGUGUGUUGCCCGAGGAAGAUUGGUUCAAUGAGGUCUCUCAGAUAGCAAUCAAAAUGUUGACGGGGAAAGGAAACUUUGGAAGUGUGGAGAGGGAUGUUGCCAGCCCUACUGCUUCUAUCUCUGCCUCUUCUGUCAUCUCAGAUGCCAACUAGUUGCUUUACCUCUUCACCCCCAUAACCAGUUCUAUAGAGUUGUUCUAGUACAUGGGGAAAAAAUAGUUCUGAUUCCUUCAUUUUUUGUUUCAACCAGAAGGCCUCGAGUUGUAGAACUCGCUUUUUCUUGUGCUGAGUGAAAGAAAAGGACUUUCAGUGUGGUAAGUUAGAUAAUUGGGAGCCAAAUCUCCAAUUCCAAACAAAGCCAUUUUGGAUAUGGGCUUUGACACAACAAACAAUAGCUCUAGACUCAAAUGUUUGUUUUCAAUGAGGAGUAACAAAACUCAACUGUGAGAUCUGUAAAAUGUGAAAGAAAGAUAAAUCGAGACUCGGUUUACGUGGUUCUUCCUCAUGUUGUGUGAGGCUUACAUCCACGGGGAAUUUGCUUCUACGUUUUAUUGAUAGUCGGCUUGAUAGUACAAGCCAUAUUCUUAUACCCUGUUACAUCGAAAUUAUCUAGGGUUACAACGUGAAGAUAUGAGCUAGAGGAGUCGCCCAUGGGCCUUGUCUCUGCAUGGGCUGCAUGUGCACGACGUGGGCCUGGAGUCAGCUUGGCAGCAUCACGUCGGUCUCGGUCCAAUAAGAUCCUUGCUAAAAA
Messenger RNA from Linum trigynum, 3295 nucleotides. NCBI's taxonomy places the organism in Eukaryota, Viridiplantae, Streptophyta, Magnoliopsida, Malpighiales, Linaceae. The record is from the annotation of a GenBank genome assembly.